AUGGGACCAAGAAGCAGCUCGCUCGGGCACUUCUGGAAUGGGCAAGUUUUUUUUCGCAGUCAUCCCUAUCGGUGCUCAAUUUGCUUACAGCGUGACUCCCAAAAUCACUUUCCUUCAUCAUCUACUGCCCCGUCGUCGUCGUCGGGAGCAUCGACUGAACGACCUUCCUCAGGUCGCAAAGUGCCUCGACGAAAUAAGGCGUCUAUACCGGUGCUCCUUCGUGGUGGAGCCCGCGUGCAUGUCUCUCCUCGACCGCCGACCAUUGUCCCAGAGUCAAAGAAAGGCAAGGACAAAGAAGAAGACAUUGAGCUGGACCUUGGCAGCCUCGGCCUCGUUGACAGAGAAAUCCCUCCGAAUGAAAUUGUCAAGCUUGAGAAGAUUGGGAGUGGCGGCUUUAAGGAUGUGUACAUUGGCAAGUAUAGAAAUCGCAAGGUGGCGAUAGCUGAGUUCCGGGACGCCUUGAAUGCUAUGGAUAUAAAGGAACUCAAGCUGCUCCACGAGUUCGAUCAUCCGAAUGUGGUGCACUUCUAUGGCGUAAGCAUACCAGAGGACACCCGGUCUUCUCCCGUCAUGAUUAUCAGCGAGUUGUGUCCCAAUGGAGACCUUUUCGACUAUAUUCGGAACGUGCCAGCCCCCAGCCUACGACGUGUGCUUUCCCUAAUGUUGGAUAUUGCCCGUGGCCUCGAAUAUCUUCAUCUUAGGAAUCCUUCCGUCAUCCACCGCGACUGCAAGUCAUCAAAUAUUCUCAUUACUUCUAAAAUAUCUGCGAAGAUUACGGACUUCGGUCUAGCCAAAGUUAAGCAAUCUACUCGCUCAAUGGUGAGGAGUUUGGUUGGAACAGUUAAUUGGCAAGCACCGGAACUGUGGUCACCGCACCCUAAGUACGACCAUAAAGUAGAUGUUUUCUCGUGUGCCAUGGUAUACUGGGAGAUGCUGCAAUGGCACAACCCCAAGAAGACAUACCCUUGGGAAGGCAUGAACGAGCACGCCAUCUAUGAUGUUGUUGGGACAAAAAGGCAAAGACCUUCGGUUGCCGGCCUGCGCAAACAGUGGUGCCCCGAGAUCGUUGAUCUCAUGGAGAGGAUGUGGUCGCAGGACUCCCGUGACCGUCCAUUCAUCACUCAUGUUGUCCAGGAGAUUGAAAAAAUCAUGCGGACAUGCUAG
Molecule: messenger RNA, 1164 nt
Organism: Cantharellus anzutake
Lineage: Eukaryota; Fungi; Basidiomycota; Agaricomycetes; Cantharellales; Hydnaceae
Product: kinase-like domain-containing protein
Exons: 8
Coding region: 1-1164 (387 amino acids)
Biological process (GO): protein phosphorylation
Molecular function (GO): ATP binding; protein kinase activity
Source: RefSeq, a predicted model, not a curated record